Molecule: messenger RNA, 537 nt
Organism: Musa acuminata subsp. malaccensis (wild Malaysian banana)
Lineage: Eukaryota; Viridiplantae; Streptophyta; Magnoliopsida; Zingiberales; Musaceae
Source: RefSeq, a predicted model, not a curated record
UGGGGUGAACGAGGAACCCAAGGCAAAUGGAUAGUGGUCCUCGUCUCGCGACGCAGCGAUCUUGUGCCUGCCUGCCUCUCAACGUCGGCGACUGGUGCGGCAGCCGGCGGAGGACCGCCGGGUUCGCCCGGAUGCCGGACGGCGAAUACGACGACGAGUGUGCUCCACUCGCGCGCCAUUCGGCCCGGUCCUCGGCCACGAGGCUGCGGGGGCUGUGGCGGCGGAUCAUGAAGGAGAAGAGGAGGAUCUUUAACCCGGCGUCUCCGGCGCCGAUGGCUUACGAUCCACACACCUAUGCGCAGAACUUUGACGAAGGGUCGGCGUGGGAGGAGCCGGAGGACUUGUCCCGGUCCUUCUCCGCCAGGUUCGCCGUCCCCUCGAGAGUACUGCAGAGAAUAAGGUGAUCAAGUCUCUAUGCCAAAUGUCUUAUAUGAGUUCUUCUAGUAAUCUGUUGUCGUGUGAAUUAUUCCUGGUUUCCUGGCAAGCAACCUAGAUUUUAUGCUCUUUUGCAAUUCAACCAUUAUACUCUGUUCUCUC